AUGCUCAAAGGCGUCCACUGUCUUUGUGUGCUACUCGCCUUAGGGACUCAUUUGACUCAUCGUCUGAAGGAGCUUUCGCCGCACUCGAGUGUGAAAUGAAGCGCUCGCUCUUCUCGAUUGCAGAAUCAUCUGGUAUCGCUGGUGAUCCGCAGGAGUCGUUUUCCAGUAUUUUGAACGGCUGUCGAAUUAUCGUAGAAAUGGGCUGCUGCGCAGAUUCAUCUGAAGAUGUACGUUCUCGGCUUCGUCGAAUGGGUGCCGUCGUCUCACGACGUUUCACCAGAACCAUCACUCAUGUGGUGUUUUCUUUUGGAGGAAGAGCAGCAAUUUUGCGAUGUGCUUUCGCAUUACCAAAAAAACCUUUUCUUGUUGAUCCACAAUGGGUUUAUGAGUGAGUUGCCACUUGUAAAUGUUUUUAACUUUCCAGUAAACUGA
Messenger RNA from Haemonchus placei, 432 nucleotides. Lineage: Eukaryota; Metazoa; Nematoda; Chromadorea; Rhabditida; Trichostrongylidae. The record is from the annotation of a GenBank genome assembly.